Drosophila willistoni is the source of this 1871-nucleotide messenger RNA. It is a transcript of the gene Ance-4, whose product is annotated as angiotensin-converting enzyme. Lineage: Eukaryota; Metazoa; Arthropoda; Insecta; Diptera; Drosophilidae. Bases 13 to 1854 code for a protein of 613 amino acids. Gene Ontology annotation, molecular function: metallopeptidase activity; peptidyl-dipeptidase activity. Gene Ontology annotation, cellular component: plasma membrane. The transcript has 5 exons. The record is from RefSeq and is a predicted model, not a curated record. Gene Ontology annotation, biological process: proteolysis.
GAAACCCAAAAGAUGGCACUGGCUUUGCUUCUACUACUGAUGGCUGGUCUAGGCCUUUCCAGCUCUUCUGCUGUCAAUUAUGAACUUCAGGCCAGGACUUUUAUCAAUGAAUCGAGCACACGUUAUUAUAAAUUCUAUAAUGACAUGGCUGCCGAAACAUAUACGGCCAAUGAUGAGGAGGAUUUCGAUGCCUUGUUCACCAAAUUAACCAAUGUGAAACGCAUUGCCGAUGAGCUAGUUCGUAUCUCUCGUGAGGCUAGCGAAUUUGACCUCAGUAAAUUGAGUGAUUUGCGUACAAAACACGCUCUCCAGGAAUUGCGCAGUGUUGGUGAUUUAUUUGUUCUGGGCGAUGAUUAUUUCUCGCUGGUCCAAAUGAAUUUGGCUGCCCUGCAGACUUUGUCCACCGAUAAGGACAUUGAACCCUAUAUGGGUGGCGCCAAAAUGCCCAAUGACGAUGACAGUCCGUUGGCCUAUUUUCCGGAUAUACAGAAGAUUGUUCAGCGUAGCAGCGAUGCCGAUGAAUUGAAAUACUAUUGGGAGACUUGGCGGGAGAAAAAUCAAAUUUGGUCUUCGGUGAAUUUCUAUACAAUUGUUCAGUCUUAUCAGCGAGCGGCGAAAAUCUUAGAAGUGCCGGUUCAUAGGCUUUGGUAUCGCUUUGACGACAGUCAAGAUCUGUUACGUCAGAUGGAGAGGGUAAUGGAGGAAUUGAAGCCAGCGUAUAAGCAGCUCCAUGCCUUUGUGCGUCAUGAAUUGCAUAAGAAAUAUGGCCAGGAGGUGGUCGAUGCAAAUGGACCCAUUCCGGAUCAUCUAUUCCAGCAGGUAUUGGAACAAGCUUGGAGUGAAGGCAGCAUUUUGGAGCAAUACUUUCCACGACGCGAAUUGCCACAAUAUGAUGAUUUUGUGAAGGAUCGCACGGCCAAGGCUUUGAUCAAUGAAUCAGAGAAUUUUUACACCUCUUUGGGUUUCCGCCCUCUUAGCCAGGAGUUCCACAAAUCGCAGCUAAAGGAGCCAAAUCAGCAUAGGCCUGACGAUGAUUGCCGUCCUUCAAUAUUCGAUUUGACUCCGCGUGUUUAUUUGAUGUAUUGCGAAAAGGUUAGCUUCCGCAAGCUAAUGCAAUAUCACUCCCACAUGGCCAGGGUCUAUUAUGCCCAGCAGAAGCAACAAUUGCCCUCGUAUUACUUUAAGGCUUACAAUCUAGAGUAUCCAGUGGGUGAGGCUGUGGUUCUCUCGGCCUCCUCCCCCACUCAUUUGGUUGGCCGAGGUUUGGCCAAGAACGUACAGUUCACGCAGAAGACUCUAAUGAAUCGCCUCUUCCGCAUGGGUAUUCACACCAUCCUCAAUAUUCCACUCUAUUAUGUGCAUACCAAGGUAAUGCAUGAUUUACUCAACGAUUCGGUGGACAUGGACACAGUAAAUAAGCACUAUUGGAGGCUGAUGGAGCAACAUGCAGGCAUUGAACCCCCUUCCGAUCGUGAUGAAGAUGCCAUCGAUUUUCCAUAUAAAUUCUAUGUCAAUAUUGAUCAGAACUAUCAAACUCAGAAAUUCAUUUCGGAAAUAUUGGGUUAUCAAUUUUACAAAGCUCUGUGUAAUUCCACCUCUUUACAAGGUCAACCUCUUCAUAAUUGUGAUUUCUAUGGCAAUUUGGCAGUUGGCAACAAAUUGAAAUCCAUGAUGAAUUUGGGUUCUACAAAACCCUGGAAAGAUGUCAUUGGCAAAAUAUUGACCACGAAUCCCAAUCUGAAUAGUCAGGCCCUACUUGAGUACUAUGAUCCGAUAUUGUCUUGGUUGAAUGCCCACAAUAAGGAGACAAAUGUUAAAAUUGGUUGGUCUGCCACCAAGAAGAAAAUUGUUUGAAACUGUAUGAAAAUGAA